AUGUAUAUAACAGAUGCUCAUAAAACAUUUAUAUCAUUCUUUAUAUUUGGAAUAUUAAAUAAUAUUUUAUAUGUUAUUAUAUUAUCAGCUGCAAUUGAUUUAGUUGGUUCAUCAACUCCAAAAGCUAUUGUAUUAUUAGCUGAUGUUUUACCUUCAUUUUUAUUUAAAUUUAUAUCACCUUUUAUAAUACAUUUGAUUAGUUAUAAAAAUAGAUUAUAUUCAUUAGUUGGUUUAUCAACAAUUGGUAUGCUUAUAAUUUCAUUAAGUUCAAUUAAUAUGAUAUGGUUAAAAAUUUUAGGUAUAAUGUUAGCUUCAUUAUCAUCAGGUAUGGGAGAAGUUAGUUUUUUACAAUUGACUCAUUAUUAUAGUAUAAAUGGGAAUUCAAUCAAUGGUUGGAGUAGUGGUACUGGAGCUGCUGGUUUAUUAGGAAGUUUUUUAUUUAUGUUAAUGACUAAUUUAAUUGGUAUACCUGUUUGGAUUGUUUUAUUAAUAUUUGCUAUAAUGCCACUGGGAUUUUUGAUUGUUUAUUAUUAUUUAUUGCCGAAACAAAAUCAAGAAUAUCAUGAAAUUGACGAUAAUAAUUUUAUAAUUGAAGGAGAUCAAGAAGAGGAAAUAAAUGAUGAAAUUGACAAUAGUUUGGAAAAUAAAGUAAGUAUUGAAAAAAUCAAUCAACACUUGAGUAAUACAUUUAAAAAAAUUCAACCAUUAAUUAUUCCAUUUAUGAUACCAUUGACUACAGUAUACAUUUCAGAAUAUGUCAUAAAUCAAGGUAUAUCGCCAACUUUAUUAUAUCCAUUGGAUGAUUUACCACAUUGGUUAUUCUCAAGUUAUAGAGACAUAUAUGUUGUUUACGGAUUCCUUUAUCAAUUGGGAGUAUUUAUAUCAAGAUCAUCAAUAACAUUUGGAUUAAGAAUUAAGAAACUAUAUUUAUUAUCAAUACUUCAAUUCAUAAACGUUGUAAUCACUAUAAUUCAAUCUGUGUAUGACAAACCAUUCACGAAAAUUUGGUUUUUAUUAAUUCUAAUUUUAUAUGAAGGUUUAUUGGGUGGAUUUUCUUACGUUAAUACUUUUAUGUCAGUAAGUGAAGAAGUUCCUAAAUCAAAAAGAGAAUUUAGCAUGGGAGCUGUUAGUAUUAGUGAUGGAUUGGGUAUUGUUUUAGCUGGUUGUAUUAAUUGGUGGUUAGAAACUAAAUUAUGCGGGUUACAAGUUGAUAGAGGUAGAGAUUGGUGUUUAAAUGGUGGAUCUGUAUAA
Messenger RNA from Lodderomyces jiufengensis, 1251 nucleotides. Its product is annotated as amino acid transporter. Gene Ontology annotation, biological process: regulation of intracellular pH. Bases 1 to 1251 code for a protein of 416 amino acids. The transcript has a single exon. Gene Ontology annotation, cellular component: vacuole; membrane. The record is from RefSeq and is a predicted model, not a curated record. Lineage: Eukaryota; Fungi; Ascomycota; Pichiomycetes; Serinales; Debaryomycetaceae.